AUGAUCUCACGGGCAGUUAGGAGCAGCCCAUCCAGUUUGAAGAACAUUGAUCACCUUCUUAAGCGUGUUGCUUCUCCAAUUAGAAAGGGAAAUACCAGUACGUUGAGGAAAGGAUCAAAGGCGUUUGACUCUAGUAAAGAACUAGCUCGAAGUCCAGUAAAGUUAUCUAGGUACCCAGUGAGAGUUUUGCUCUGUGCUUAUAUGAUCUUGGGAUUCCCAGACACAGUUAUCAGUGGGAAUGGUGUGCAUGAGGCUGCUCUUGCUGAGUCUGCGGCUAAGUUUACUCGUGAUUUUGAGCUUUUGAUAAAGAUCAUAUUAGACGGUGCCAUACAAAAUGCCGAAGAGAAAACAACAAUUCCAUGUCAAUUCACUUUCAGAUCACAGCUGGAAGCCUUUGAUAAAGCGUGGUGCUCUUACCUGUAUCACUUUGUAGUAUGGAAAGUUAAGGAUGCUAAGUCACUAGAGGAGGAUUUGGUGAGAGCCGCUUGCCAAUUGGAGCUCUCUAUGAUGCAAACUUGCAAGCCGAUUCCAGAAAAAGGAGAUAAUGGUGCUAUCCUAAAACUGGUUACAGAAGACCGGGAAGUACUUAGGACAAAGGCGCAGCAUCUGAGUAGAAAUGCUGGGCAUGAACGUAUGGAAUGUGCUCUCUCUGACAUGCGUUCCAGAUUUUUGGAAGCCAAGGAUUCUGGGAGUUCAUCUGCAUUCCCAUUGCCAAGUAGUUCAUCUUCAUGUCUGCCUAAAUCACCAGAUGGCUCUUUGACUUCUGUGCCUGGUGAAAUGAAUAACCUGGCUGAAGGCUGUGAAAGCUCAGGUCCCAUUGUUCACUCCUUGUCUGAGAGAGAUGAUUCUUCCUCAGGCAAAGUAGUUGGGUCCUCUAACGACUUCACUGGUUCUGCUCAUGGUCAUCCGAGCUUUGAUGCAAUGUUGGUUGGCGAGACUGAGCUGCUUGUAAAUGAAAUUGUUCAUGAACAUCGCCACGGUUUCCCUGAUAGCUUUAUCAUAAAUGACGAAGAUAAGAAUAGUCUUAAUGAAAAAGUAAGAGAGACGAUGGAAAAGGCUUUUUGGGAUGGUAUUAUGGAAUCCAUGAAACAAGAGGAGCCCGACUUCAGCUGGGUUCUUAAACUCAUGAAGGAAGUCAGGGAGGAACUGUGUGAGAUGUCUCCUCAAAGUUGGAAGCAAGAGAUUAUUGAUACUAUUGAUAUUGACAUUCUCUCAAAGGUACUGAAGUUAGGCAAUCUAGACGUGGAUUAUUUUGGGAGGAUCCUAGAGUUUGCACUACUCACUUUGCAGAAACUUUCUGCCCCAGCUAAUGAUGAUGAGAUGAAGACAACUCACCAUACGCUACUCAAAGAAGUAGAAGAGAUUUCUCAAUCUGGAGAAAAAUCAAAUUCCUCAUUUGCCCUUCUAAUGAUUAGGGGUCUGCGCUUUGUUCUAUAGUAGA
This is a messenger RNA of Corylus avellana, 1441 nucleotides long. The record is from RefSeq and is a predicted model, not a curated record. Lineage: Eukaryota; Viridiplantae; Streptophyta; Magnoliopsida; Fagales; Betulaceae.